This is a messenger RNA of Scophthalmus maximus (turbot), 5702 nucleotides long. RefSeq names its product suppressor of cytokine signaling 6 (gene socs6a). The transcript is spliced from 3 exons. Gene Ontology annotation, molecular function: 1-phosphatidylinositol-3-kinase regulator activity. Lineage: Eukaryota; Metazoa; Chordata; Actinopteri; Pleuronectiformes; Scophthalmidae. Gene Ontology annotation, cellular component: phosphatidylinositol 3-kinase complex. The record is from RefSeq and is a predicted model, not a curated record. The coding region runs from base 592 to 2202 and encodes 536 amino acids. Gene Ontology annotation, biological process: intracellular signal transduction; protein ubiquitination; regulation of growth.
CGAAUCAGCUCCCAUAAUUCAACAGGCAACAAAGGAAGAAAGGAAAGAGGCCGUGAGCUACCAAGUGUUAGCCAGCCCGGGCAGACCUCUCUGUGUGUCAUUCUAGUCGACCAUGUAAACCCCGCUACGUUUUUGAGACGCGCCGAAUGUCCGGCCAGACCAAGCGGUUCACACUUUAGUUCGGGAGCUGACCAGAGGGAAGGUAGCGGUGAUGUUCUCGGCGGUCAGCGCUAACAGAGCUAGCUAGCUAGCUAGCUAGCUAGCUAGCUCACGGGCUCAGCUAGCGAGCUAACGUUAGCCAACCAAUCGUCAAGUAGCGAACCCUUUUUAAUGAACGCGCCGCACAAGACAGGCGCCAACGCACCCGGGCUUGUUUUGCUGCGUAAAGCGAGCAGCAUCAAACGAAAGGUGGUGGAAGUGGAACUUGACCCAUUCAACUGAGUCACCAUUUCCCUGCACAUAAUGGGUUCCGUGGUUCCACUGUAUGCAUGACUUGUUUCGUGUGGCCUGAUGGGAGGACACUGUGGAUAGUACUUUCAUCGGGAUACCAGCGGAGCCAUCCCAUGCCGCCGCGUUGGAGGGCCUGUCAGAAUGAAGAAGAUAAGCCUUAAGACCAUCUGCAAGUCCCUCAGCAUAAAGGGCAAAGAGGAGGGUGACUUUGCCAUGCUCCAGCAGCCCUCUGUGACUCCAGAGUUUUCCAAGGAAGAGUCACUAUUUGGGGGCUGCUACACCAAAGACCUCUCCAGCUGUGACCUUGGUGGAGAAGAGGACAAGGGGGGUCCGAAUAAGGGCCGUUCAAAGAGUGAGAGCCUGAUGGGAUCACUGAAGAGGCGGCUGUCCGCCAAGCAGAAGGCAAAAGUGAAAGGUGGCUCUUCUGCCAUAGGCUCAGUGGAUGAUGAUGACACCUUCUCAUCCUCUUCUGUGCCCAUCAGCUUCAACGAGGUGAAAGCACAGAGACCCCUUAGAUCCGCAUCCCUGCGGAGUCACCAUUAUAGCCCCUCACCGUGGCCUCUGCGAUCAGUCAACUCUGAUGAUUCGUGCAUUAAGAUGGAAGUAAAAGUCAAAGCCAUGGUUCACUCACCUAGCCCCAGUCCCAGCUUAAAUGGCGUCCGGAAAGAAUUUCAUGAUUUCCAGAUGGAAGGGCUCUUUCAGGAUCAAGCGGAAUCCUUCAAGAAUCUGCAGCAGCCACAAAAUGGUGAGCUGCAUUUAGAUAUUGAUGAAAAUGAUGUGCCUGUGGUAAUGGGGUUGACGCCCCAGGACUACAUCCAGUACACAAUGCCUUUAGAUGAGGGAAUGUACCCGGAAGGGUCCCACUCUUGCUGCCUGGACGGCUCCUCUCCUAUGGAGGUGGUGACUGAAGCCGACAACCGGUCCCUCCACAUGGACCAGGGACGAGAGGAUCAUGAACUGGUUAGUGGGAUGCCUCCGGACCUGUUCAUGGAAACCUCAGUUAAUAGUCUUCUCAUUGGUUCUGCUGGUGUGAUGCUCCAAAGCUCUAGAGUAGAAGUCCCGCCUCCCCUCUCUCCACUCCUGCCACCCAUGACAAGUAAUGGACAUAUCCCCAGGACUUUUUCGGGGUUCAGCUCUUCAGACAGCCAGGUAGCCGAGAGGGUAAGGCAUCACCUCAACUUUGACCCAAAUACAGCUCCCGGGGUCAGUAGGGUCUACGACUCAGUCCAGAGCAGCGGACCCAUGGUUGUGACGAGCCUGACAGAGGAGCUGAAGAAGCUGGCGAGGCAGGGCUGGUACUGGGGCCCCAUCACGCGCUGGGAGGCGGAGGAAAAGCUGGUCAACUUGGUCGAUGGCUCGUUCCUCGUCCGAGACAGCUCAGAUGACAGGUACCUGCUUAGCCUGAGUUUCAGGUCCCAGGGCAAAACCCUCCACACCCGCAUCGAACACUCCAACGGACGCUUCAGCUUCUAUGAGCAGCCAGACGUGGAAGGACACACGUCCAUUGUUGACUUAAUCGAACACUCUAUCAAAGACUCGGAGAAUGGAGCUUUUUGCUAUUCCAGGUCUCGCUUACCAGGGUCUGCAACCUACCCCGUCAGACUAACCAACCCAGUAUCUCGGUUUAUGCAAGUGCGCUCACUGCAGUACCUUUGUCGCUUUGUCAUUAGACAAUACACAAGAAUAGACCUGAUCCAGAAACUGCCCCUACCUAACAAGAUGAAAGAUUAUCUGCAGGAGAAGCACUACUGAGGACACACACAGGACAGUGGUAGCAAUUUGCACUUUUGUGUUCAGUUAAGAGAUUUCAAACAAGGUUUACAGAUGACCACGGUUUUGAGAUGAUUGGUCCCGGUGGCUCUUGAUUUGUGUCCAGGCGACUCUCACUGUAUCAGUCCUCCAUUCCACUGUUCUGAGGUGUUUUCGCUGGUUUUCGGAGGCUCUACUUCCAGAACCAUAGGUCAGCCCAUAAUCUUAUCGCAAAAAUAUAGCAGAGUUUUACAGCCAAGUUAUCAUAGUUGUAUACAUUACAUGUAGACAUAUAACAUGCAUUGUGAUGUAAUGUUAAGUGUAUCUAUCUGCACGAGCAGAGCAGAUUGUCAUAACUUUGCCAUCUGCGUUUAAGUUGUGAGGAAAACAUAGAAUUUAAUUCUUAAUUAGAAAAUUCUUUGGAUUUUUAUCCACUAAAUUAUACAUUUCAGAGAUGAUUUCAAGGAUGGAAUAGUAUUGCUACAGUGAAACUUUUAAAUCAAAUGUUAAGCUCUCUGCAGACUGACCAAUUUUGUUCAUCUUUUGCAUCUCGUUACAUCUCCAUCCUUGUCAGCACGACCAGACGAAAUCAAGACACCACCCUGCAUUCAUAAUAUGCAGUCAAAAGUUUUAAAAUGCACCAAGCGACACUUGCCAACCUAAAGUAGAACCUUAGAUUUGCAUUCAUCCCAUAACCAGAUUUUAUACAAAUGUACAAGCUCCAGCUCUUUUCCAGUGGAUGCCGUUUCUUCACAUUAUCUGUUCUGUCACGGCAUGUUCCAACUGCCACGUUACAAAUAUAUUUGUACUUCAGUAUGGUGAGACUGGUCUGUGCUUUUAUUUUUGAGCUGGUCAUGUUUGUUACUUUGAUCUGUUCUGCUGUACAAAAACGUACAUUUGACAGACCUGUUCAAACACUCACCACAGUACCAUAUCAAUAUCAAGUGUGUAAAAUCCCUUUUCAGCAUUACACGUGCAUCCACGACUUUAACACAUUAAUGCAAAACAUGUCCAAAGUUUUUCUGGUCAGUCGAGAGUAGCUUUAAAAUCGUAUGGCUGCAUGUACCCAUUAUAUAAUGUGCAAGCCUGAAGGUACUAAUGAUGCUGGAUUUUCAUGUUAUGCUGUUUGUAAGAAACGGCAUUGAGUUGUUGUAAAGACCUUUUCAAAAAUAUGUCGACGUUAAAAAGUGAAAUCUUUUCUGCAUUAGGAAUGUUACAAAAAGUACACUGCAGCUCAGGCCCAACAACUUCUGUCACCGUCUGUAACGCUUGUAUCUGCAUGUAACAAAGGCUUUGGGACUGUCGAUGAAGGGCACCGUAGAGGGGCGAUGUGGCGGUCAAAUGGUGGAAGAUUUUGACUGCAUUGUUAAAAGUGCAACUCUUGAGUUAAAGGCUGUUUUAAUGCUCGAUUACAUCAACCGUAGGCAGUUUAUAUGUAAAGAAACAUACCCCACGAGUGAACACAGAUCUCCAGUCAGCUGAGCUGAAUCCGUACGUAGGGGUGGCUCAUUCUUGGUCUCCUUGUGCCAGCAGUGAGCUGAACCCAGAUCAAAAGGAAUUUUUUAAAUAACGGCAUGAGUUUAGGUUAAUGGAUUUGGGAACGCGAGGAUUAAGUCCUCCUCGCCAACUUUGGAGUAAUGCCAGGAUGUUCCAUCACAGCUGCGUGGCAUCAUUAGUGUCAUAUGGGUUUCAAGGACAUUUGAAGAAAGAGAGAGGGAAAAAAAAAAGAAUAGUUUUUUUUUGCCAUUGCUUAUUCACGUCGUCCCCUGUCCACACAGAGCUACAUCACCCGACAGAUUGUCUCGCUACCAGGCUGCUUCUGUAACAGAGUAAAGGGAAGAGCACACAGUAUGCUACGCAAGUGCUUUAUAUUGAUACUUUGACAGGGAAUUGUUUUCUCACAACAUGAAUGAGCAUCCUUAUUUUUUUUUUUUUUGACAUCGGUGUCCUUAAAAGUGUUUUGAAAACGGUCCCCCUACGGACGACUUUGGUAGGUUGUUAGCACAUAGUUCUAGUUUUAGUUAGCAAGAAAUGUUUGGCGUCUGAGGAAGUCACCGUGAAUCUAGCACAGCAGAAACUCAAUAGGAACUCUCGAGCGGUGUUGCAUGUUUAAAGACUUAGCAUUUGAAAGCUACGAGUUGUAUAGGAAUGAAGGAUCUAGGAUGUGUGUUUGGUUGUGUAAAAGGAUGUUGUUUUAUUUCUGUCACAAACAUUGGCUGGACAUUGUGUGCACAAGAAAUGUGUUUUUCUUUUUAGAAUCCUUUCUAGUGAUUUUUUUUGACAUUUGCCACCUGGGGGAUGGGACUGUACGCCUGUUUGAGGUAUCCAUUUCAUCUGUCUACAAACCAGUUUCAGAACGCAUGAGAAUCAUAAAAAAAACAACUACAUUGACACAUUUUUGCACUUGAAAAUCCCUCAUGACAUGCUUGGAUCCUCUCCUGCCAAGAGUUGUCCUUCAGAUGGCAUUUAAAAAAAAAAGAGAGAGACAGAAAGAAAUGAAGUCGCACAUUUGUCCUUAUGUGUUCAUAUAAAUGUUUAGAUGAAUUCGAGAUUUUGUUUUUGUCACAUCUGUGGGAUAUAAAGGGUAAGGCACCAGCGUCAUAUCUAAGCCUCUGCUAACUCUCACGGGCUGUCAAACGAAUGGGAUCACGACAAGAAUGUGGAUGUAAAUGUAAUUUGACAAACUUCUUUUGGAUACGUGUGCGUGCGCGUGUUUCAUUUGAAAUGUGAAAGUAAAAUGUUAGUCCUUUUUUAAUACAAUGUUGUUUAAUUGUAUUUCCUUUUUUUUAAUUUGCAAUUUGUCAUCAGAGUUUGACAAGCAGGAACCAGUUUCUUAUGGCAUUUCUGCUGUGAUAUUUUUUUCUUUUAUAGAAUACUUAUGUAGUUUAUUAUAAAGCAUUAUUGCCUUCGAUGUUUGAUUCCAGAGGUUGAUGCUUGUUAAUAACAGCUGUUUAGCACUUGACAAGCUCCAACAAUUUUUUUUUGUGUGCAUGAAGGUGAUCGUUUACAACGUCGUAUGGAAAUCCCCCCCAUCCUUUUUUUUUUUCAAAAACCCUCUCAAGUGAACAUCUUGGUACAAUUUGAAAAAACUUUUAAUUUCAUUUAAAUGUGUCGUACACAUUUGUGCUGCUGAUGGAUACGAUUGCCUUUCUUGUGUUUAACAGUUGGGAAACAGAAUGUCACCGGUGUUAGACGUAUGUACACACAAUGACUCCGGUUAUCAUCUUGGGAGAGUGAAGCGGAUUUGCAAUUUGUUAACAACUGUAGUCGGUCAAAAGAGCAUUCGUAGCGGUUAGGAAAACCCUCUGUAGAAUCACCAGUUCACUCCAGUUUACAUUGGUUGUCAACUGUCAACUUUCCAAAGUAGAUGGUCUUUUUUGUAUUUUUUUUUCUUUUGGGAAAAAAAAAAAUCAACAGUGAUUUAUUGCACAUUUUUGGAUACAGUUCAAGAGUUUUUUGUAUCUGCCAAUUAUAAAUUAUAAAUAAAAAAAAACUAUAUUCUA